Messenger RNA from Nasonia vitripennis (jewel wasp), 1754 nucleotides. Its product is annotated as lanC-like protein 2. The coding region runs from base 195 to 1550 and encodes 451 amino acids. Lineage: Eukaryota; Metazoa; Arthropoda; Insecta; Hymenoptera; Pteromalidae. The transcript has 10 exons. Gene Ontology annotation, cellular component: plasma membrane. Gene Ontology annotation, biological process: peptide modification; carbohydrate metabolic process. The record is from RefSeq and is a predicted model, not a curated record.
GAGUUGAUAAACUAUUAAGUAUUUGGUUAUUUUACUGAUAUGAGUUUUCAAUAAGACAGUUAAAACAUGCUGUUCGUGAAGAUUUAAUCAUUAUUAAAUUUACUCAUAUUCUAUUACAGUACAAAAGUGCAUAAAAUAGGUUAUAUUAUUGUGGUUGUCAGACAACUCACACUUGGUGUAUUAUUUUGCCGUAGAUGGUAUUCCGAAGAAAAAGAUUUAUUACAAAUGUAUCUUCUUUGCUUAUUGUGAUACCCAACUCGCUGUUAACUGGGUAUACAUCAACAAAAGCUCGCAUACUAAAAUUCAGUUCAAUAAAUACUCAUCAAUUGAAAAUGAGUAGCAGACAUUUGCCUAAUCCAUAUAAAGAUUAUUCAGAAGGAAAACAAUGUUCAAUCAUUAAUAUUAAUGGAAAUGACAUUUCUGACGAGUUUAGAGAAAAACUAAGUUCUGGUACAAAAGUCUUGUUAAAAAGAUUAGAAGACAAUAAGAGACAGUGGUACAGCCUAGAAGAUACUUCACUUUAUACUGGAUUACCAGGAGUUGCUUAUACUUUUUAUCACUAUGGAAAGUAUUUUGAAGAUCAGAGUUACAUAUCUAGAUCUACAGAACUGGUUGGAAAAUGUAUUGAGAAGCUAAGAGGUAAAAGGCAUGUGACAUUUCUGACUGGCAAUGCUGGACCACUUGCAUUAGGAGCUGUGAUGAAUCAUUUCCUUGGUGAAAAGGAAGAAUCUAAGAAUAUGAUUUCUAAGUUGAAAUAUUUAUCUUCUUAUGCUAUAUAUGAAGAUGGCAGUGGUUUACCAGAUGAGAUUCUUUAUGGCAGAGCUGGGUAUCUAUAUGCUCUUUUAUUUGUUAAUAAGCACAUGACACCUCCUCCUAUCGAGGACGACUUAAUCAGACAGGUCAUUAAUUACAUAUUAAGUUCUGGAAAAAGCUAUGCAAAAGCUCAUGGCAUCGAAUCUCCCCUUAUGUACAUGUGGCAUGAUUCUGAAUAUCUUGGUGGUGCACAUGGUUUAGCUGGCAUACUGUAUUUGUUGCUGCAGGCUCGUGAAUUUUUAACAGAAGAUCAACUGAAAACUGAAGUAGAACCAUCAAUUCAGUGGUUAGAAAAUCUUAAAUAUCCUUCUGGUAAUUUCCCAUCAUCUGUAGGGAGUACUACUGACAAACUAGUGCACUGGUGCCAUGGAGCACCAUCUAUGACAAUGUUAUUUUGUUUAGCUUACGAGAUUUUCAAGAAAGAUCAGUAUCUAAAUACGGCAUUGAAAUGCGGAGAAGUUAUAUGGGAGAGAGGUCUCCUUAAGAAAGGUUGUGGAAUUUGUCAUGGAGUUGCUGGAAAUGCUUACUCAUUUCUUAGUUUGUAUCAACUGACCAAGGAUCCAAAACAUUUGUACAGAGCUUGCAAGUUCACAGAAUGGUGCUUGGAUUAUGAUGCUCAUCAGACUAGACCAGCUGAUAGACCGUUUUCGCUGUUCGAAGGUUUGGCUGGAACUAUUUAUUUCCUUGUUGAUAUGCAGAAACCAAGUGAAGCCAAAUUCCCAGGAUACACCUUAUAGAGGAAAAAGCUGCAUGUGUAAGAAGAAUAAUUUUCAUCAUAAUUAUCAUAUCAAAAUUAUUUAUUUUUAGGAUUAUAAUCUACCUUAUUGUAUUGCAUUUUCAUACAAUUCAUUCUUAUCUGUAAGGACAAAACAUACAUAUAAAAAUGUGAUAGUGUUCCAAAAUGUUUGGUCACCUCGUAAUAAAUACGAUAUUUCGAAAUA